CGUAAGGGGCUAUAUUCCUACUACAUAGUACCGCACUUCUCCGUGUUUCUUGCAGUCGACUUUCGAACUCGAUUCAUGUCUUUAGCAUAUUUGCAGGGACCCGACCAGAGUCAAGACAAUGGCUAUUCAACGUUAAGCCCAGCGAGCCGAUUUUGCGGGCGCUGAGAUUGUUGGAGCUCUCUUCGCCUCUCGACUCGUCACUCGAGUCCAUGAUAUUUUUUUUACAAUCAUCGGUCAUAUUCACGAUGCAGACGUAUGUCAGCCCUCAUGUCAUGGAGCAAUCGCUUGACGGGAAACAUCGUUAAUCAAGUUGCAAUUCGGACUGGAAUGAUACAUCAUUCUGCCCCUAUAUUCUAGCAUCAGAUCCUCCAACCAUCUUUCCUCGUCCAAUCUCGUAGCCGGCUACUAUGAUCGGACAAUUUGACACCUACCAAUCCCCAUUCUGUUUCUCUCCACCAAACCAUUUUAAUGCUUCAGCGGGACAAAAUUUCAUCGAUGUUCAGGGAGCAGCAGGAACUUUUCUGCGAUGUGCUGCAAAUCACUGGGUGGAACUAAAGGCUAGAUUCCUUUCAGUUCACGCAGAGCAGAUGUCACGGCCUUCGUCAUCUCCAAUUUACUAUAAUUCAAGUCCGAGAUCAAAGCGUCCCUUGAGGCCACGUUCACCAAAUGUGCAUUUUUGGACUCUGGAGGACAGGAUGAAACUUAUCAAGUCCCGCAAUGCCUCCCAGCGUAGAUCCAUUUCGCCACACGUUUCUCGGCGAUCGACAACGCCAGACCUUGGAGUUCUUCACGUGCACUAUGCUCGCCAGCAUGCCCAUGGCGAAGUAUACGACGAAUAUGACUGUGGAGAAUCCAGUCAAAAGCGCAAGCGAGCUGUCAUUGGCAUCCGCGACGUGAAUAAAACAACCCAGGAAAUGUUGCCAUUCGUACGGCGUCGACAGUCAUACGAAUGCAGCUACAAUGAGCGACAGCCACAAUGGUCAUCAGGUACCGAGGGCUUCGUGAAAACCCAGGUCGACUCCAUAGUGGACCACAAGAUGGCAGACGUCAGGGAUGAAUAUUGUUUUCAGUCCAAUGCGACUCCAGGAUUUUCGAUCAGUGGCGAUUCCACUUCCACAAAGCGCGUCAUUGAUGGUGAACCACCAAAUCAUGCUCGUGGUGUACCACGCAUGUUUGAGAAGGUGCUGGCGUCGAAGAAGACGACAGAUCCCCGUCGACGACCUCGCCCUGCUAUAGUCGACAUUGACAUGACUGCACCUCAAGAUCUUCCAUCCGCCAGUCAUCACCGCCCAUCUCGAGAUAUAUGCAAAGCAAGGCGGAUUCAUCGCAACCAAUCUGCAUCUACGAACGAAGCCAACAAACCUUUAGAACCGGAAGUCAUUCAAGCUGUUGAGCCAAUGCAAACCACUUCGGACCUGAUGCGGGAGAUUUUUGGUGAUGGAGAAGUGGAUGAUGCGGACAGUGUCUUAUCGAUGAUUAGAUACUUGAAUAUUAUGUGAACGAGCAAUGGUUUUAUUUGUAAUUCCUAGCCUUUUGCCAACAGAUCCGUUGAGUC
This is a messenger RNA of Suillus clintonianus, 1555 nucleotides long. RefSeq lists its product as uncharacterized. Lineage: Eukaryota; Fungi; Basidiomycota; Agaricomycetes; Boletales; Suillaceae. The transcript is spliced from 3 exons. Bases 408 to 1499 code for a protein of 363 amino acids. The record is from RefSeq and is a predicted model, not a curated record.